CAAAACAUUUGUAGCUUUCUCGCGCAGAUUUGAAUUAAAUCGUUUGCGUUUUUCAAGUAAUGGCUGAAGUGUUAGAAAGAGCAAAAUUAUAUUAGGUAACCGGUACCAAUAAUACGAGAAAGUGUGUGCUGUUGACUCGAGUAUUUCGUUUGGACGCUGUUAUUUCGGUGUAGGUUUUUCGUUGCUUUAAAACUCAUGGGUACGUACAGGCCUACCAUAGAACACGAAAACGUAUAUUAUAAUUAGUAGUUUUAUAUCUGAACCUCUAAUGCAUGAAGCAUAAGGGAUGCAUGCAAAAUUAAUCUCCAACGACGUUUUGGCUGGAAUCACGGGAGUAACGCAAAGCAAUAAAAAAAUAAAGAAAGUCGGCCACAUCUACUAAGCGACAUGCGCACCAUGUCAGUCCUACCAGCUGAUAAGAAAUGCGGCAAACAUGGAUGGCGUUAUCGGAGAGACGUUGAUACGCUGAUCAUCUUGAAAUUAUCUAUGUUAUUUUUCUCCUUGAAUGGUAACAACGUAUCAAGUGAGAAUAUUGGUGGCGAAGUGACAAAAAAUUUGACUCUUAGUUUAUGUAGAUCAAACUCGAACACAACAUACUCCGGAGUAAUGGAUGAAGCCGGUGACAGUUCUGGAGUUGAAUUGGUAGAAGAUGGAUUUGGAUUUCUUGUUGUCGAAGGCCAAGAUGGUAAUACAUGUUCAGAAAUUGUUCGAAGGUUUACAAUGACAAAUCAGAAUGGAAUGACUGUACAAAUCAUUACAUACGGUGGAAUUAUUACAUCCAUUCAAGUACCAGAUCGUAAUGGAGAAGUUGAUGAUGUUGUUUUGGGAUUUGACAGUAUGCUUGGUUAUCUGGGUGAAAAAAAUCCAUAUUUUGGAGCUAUAGUAGGAAGAGUUGCUAAUCGCAUUCGUGAUGGAAAAUUCAAAAUUGGCAAUCAGGAAUACAAAACAACACAAAAUCGUGGUGGAUUAACUCUCCAUGGUGGAUUGAAAGGAUUUGAUAAGAAACUUUGGGAAUCACAUGUACAAGGUUCCAAAUUAACAUUAAGCUAUCUCAGUAGUGAUGGUGAGGAAGGAUUCCCAGGAACUUUGCUCACACAUGUAACAUACCAACUUACACCACUUAAUGAACUCAUAGUAGAAGUUAAAGCAACCACUACUAAGCCCACCCCAGUGAACAUUGCUGGUCAUUCAUAUUUUAACCUUGCUGGACAUAGCUCAGGUUCAGAGGGCUUGUUACAACACCAUGUCUCUAUUAAUGCUGAUCAAUAUACAGUAACAGACUAUUCAAGUGUCCCAACAGGAGAAAUUAAAGAUGUGCUUGGCACUCACAUGGACUUACGAGUUCCAAGGCUGCUAAAAGAGGUACUACCUCUUAUCCCAGGACUUGGAUUUGAUAAUAACUUUUGUGUUAAAAAGGCUGCAGAAGGGGAAAUGAAUUUUGUUGCAAGUGUGAAACAUCCUGGCACAGGCCGUGUUCUUGAUGUGUUUUCGAAUCAACCUGGUGUUCAAUUUUAUACUGCUAAUUACCUACCUGAUCCAAAUGCCUCAGAAGAUGAAAAACUAAGAGGAAAGGAGGGAGUGCCUUAUGAAAAAUGGGGAGGCCUUUGCCUUGAAACACAGAAUUACCCUGAUGCAGUUAACAAUCCCAAUUUCCCUGACAGCAUUUUAAUACCUGGGAAAGAAUAUUUUCAUAGAUUUGUGUACCGUUUUGGUAUUUCUGAUUGAGUAUUGGCACAAUAAAUGUGAUUCAAUAUUCAAAAGAAUGAGGUGAUGGAUGUCUAGUUCCUGAACUUGCAUUUCUUUUUAUUUUGUUUCAUGGUGUGUGUAUAUUUGUAUAAAUUUGGUCUCAAACUGUGUUUUACUGUUCGCAGCAUUAAACGUUUAUUUUCUUAUUGGUCUUUGUUUGAAAUAUACAUUAUACACUUCCUUUGUGACUCAUUUUUUAACCUUGUUGCAUACUUGCGACUUGAAGACUGAAUGCCUCUACACAUGUACUUUGUCAGACUGCCCAAGCAAUCUGACAAACAGCAUUACCACCAUACUGCCCAACCACUUAUUUUGGACCAGGCCCCAACCUACAGUGAUACAGACCUUGGAACGCUGUCCCAAAUAUGAAAGUUAUUUAAUCAGAAAGUUCUGUGGUGUAUUGGGUAGUUGAGGGACUCUUAAUUAUGAAAAUGAAGUCAACAAUUUCAAAAGAAAAGUUGUGAAUCCAAUAUAGUGGAAAAACUUGAAAGCAAAUUUGAUGAAAGAAAUUCAAUGAAAUGAGAAUGCAAAUUUAUUCACAAAAUCGCUAAUGUUUGAGGAUUUUGCCAAUAAUAUAAGAAUGAACUUAACAUCUAAAAAAGUCUGCGUUUAUUUUCCAAUUAUAUCAAUUACAUGC
Molecule: messenger RNA, 2383 nt
Organism: Gryllus bimaculatus (two-spotted cricket)
Lineage: Eukaryota; Metazoa; Arthropoda; Insecta; Orthoptera; Gryllidae
Source: the annotation of a GenBank genome assembly